CCAUGGAGAACCUGCCAUCCAGCUUCAUAACCGCGCCGAGCCGCCAUGGAGAACCUGCCAUCCAGCUUCAUAACCGCGCCGAGCCGCCAUGGAGAACCUGCCAUCCAGCUUCAUAACCGCGCCGAGCCGCCAUGGAGAACCUGCCAUCCAGCUUCAUAACCGCGCCGAGCCGCCAUGGAGAACCUGCCAUCCAGCUUCAUAACCGCGCCGAGCCGCCAUGGAGAACCUGCCAUCCAGCUUCAUAACCGCGCCGAGCCGCCAUGGAGAACCUGCCAUCCAGCUUCAUAACCGCGCCGAGCCGCCAUGGAGAACCUGCCAUCCAGCUUCAUAACCGCGCCGAGCCGCCAUGGAGAACCCGCCAUCCAGCUUCAUAACCGCGCCGAGCCGCCAUGGAGAACCUGCCAUCCAGCUUCAUAACCGCGCCGAGCCGCCAUGGAGAACCUGCCAUCCAGCUUCAUAACCGCGCCGAGCCGCCAUGGAGAACCUGCCAUCCAGCUUCAUAACCGCGCCGAGCCGCCAUGGAGAACCUGCCAUCCAGCUUCAUAACCGCGCCGAGCCGCCAUGGAGAACCUGCCAUCCAGCUUCAUAACCGCGCCGAGCCGCCAUGGAGAACCUGCCAUCCAGCUUCAUAACCGCGCCGAGCCGCCAUGGAGAACCUGCCAUCCAGCUUCAUAACCGCGCCGAGCCGCCCUCGCUUCCACAGGGAGGCCAGCCAAGGAUACGCGCCGAUUCAUCCAGGCACGCCUUCGGCUGGGACGCGCUCACCUCAGCACCGGACAGAGAGAGGGCUGGCUGGGGUCGCUGCUGAUCUUACUAGACGCUGUCUCAAGCUGUUUAAACUAUUUAGUUUGGCUUGAAAUGUUUAUUUUUAAUAAUUUGUGAGUUUUGUGUUUGUUUAUUGCCUGCACGUAGUUCCGGGAAAGGGAAAGCAUCGCAUUUCUCCGUUGAAUUUCACACAGAGUGGAGCGCGUCAGUCUCUGCAGACAGGUUGAGCUUUUCAGUGAGAUUAUUUACUGAGAAACAAACGCGUUUCAAUUCCAGCAGAGCUGUACGGACGCUACUGCUUGCCAAGUCUGUUUGUGAUGGAUAUAUUUGAAUGGGAAGGAUAAGAUAAAACAAAUAUAUCUUACUAAAUACAAACCGAAGCGGUGUUUGUGGAUGAGCAGAGGAUUCUGCUAGACCAGGCUCCCACUAAAACCAGUGCAGAUGGAGGUCAGCGUCUCCGUGUCGCUCUUUCAAGAGCAGCUCGCCUCUCCCGUCGAGCGCGCAGUGAAAGCGGCUGUGGACUCCGUCUUGGGUGAGGUUACUAAAAUUGUCGGCAGCAAAUUCACUGAGUUUCAAGUGGAAAUGUCUGGAAUGAGGAGAGAGAAUGAAAGUCUGAAGCUGAGAUUGGAAAUAUCAGAGAGCGAGCUGAGAGCCGUGCGAGGGUGUAUAAACACUGCAGAUACAAACAUGAAACAGGCUUUCAUAUUUCACGAUCCCAGAGAGAGCCACGCUAUCCCUGAAUCUGAAGCACAGGAGGAGCCAAAGAUAGAAGCAGUUUCCACACAAGAGGAGUCCUUUGAGCAGGAGUGCUGUGCAAGUCUAAUGCAGGUUACAGAGCUGACAUUUAUUAAAGAUGAAGACUUCCCUGAAAAGGAAUGUGUUCCUGUUAAAGAGGAGUUCAUAGAGCAGGAAUGUGUCUCCAUCGCAGAGGAACUUCAUGCUGAAAAUAAUGUCUUUACACUUGAGGAGCACAAGAAGCUGGGAUCCAAUCUGUGUGAUGAUUCUCCAUCUGAAUGUGAACUGGGAUUUAGAGGUAACCCUACAAAACAAGCAGCAUUGAGCUGCCUAUUCAUCUUGCAGAGCUGCUACUGAACACCAGCAGUGUGCUUCACAUUCAUAUUUUACCCAAGGGGAGCUGCCCAACCACUCUGUCAACAAGGACAUAACUGUGCUUGCUCCUGAGGCAGCUGCUAGAUGUGCAGCCACUGCCCCGCCUCUUUAGAAUGCUGUUAGAUCAGCGGUGUCCAAUCACGCUCCUGCAGGCCAUUCCACUCCACAUUGAACACGUUCACUUCUAUAAAGUGCUGCUCCUGUGCCUGGAUGGAUGGUUAAUUGGUUCAAGGAGUGGAACAGCCAG
Messenger RNA from Polyodon spathula (Mississippi paddlefish), 2122 nucleotides. RefSeq lists its product as uncharacterized. The record is from RefSeq and is a predicted model, not a curated record. The coding region runs from base 1207 to 1857 and encodes 216 amino acids. The transcript has 2 exons. Lineage: Eukaryota; Metazoa; Chordata; Actinopteri; Acipenseriformes; Polyodontidae.